AGUUCGGCGUGCCUCCGAGAUGAAGGUAUUUCUGCUAUUGUUGGCUGGCGUGGCGACUGCUUCAGCGGGGAACGCAAUAGCCUGGCCUGGCGCAAUCCCUGUCUCCAGAAUACUGCAGAAAACCACAUUAUCUCCUGAGACCAAGACCUUCAGCUUUCCAUUAUCUCAGUACAUUAAUGCGUUGCCGGUACCCUAUCAGUUUCAAACUCCACAAUAUGCUUACCAAUAUCCGCAACUAAAUCCUAUUUCUCCUGUACACCCAGGUUUUGGGUUGCACGUACAAGGGCCGCCUUACUAUACAAGUGGUGCUAUAUAUUAUCCACCAGUAGCACCCGUCAGUCCUAUUGCUACUUACCCUACGAUCAUUCCCGCCAUUCCCGGGCCUGCCCAACCGCCCCUGCAAUCUCAACACCCAGGACUACCCCCUGCGGAUCAACCAGCUGGUGAUGCCGAUACUGCUGUCGUUGACUCAGCUGAGUUCCCGCUACAAGACCAACAACAGUCUUCACCAGCACCAACACCUCCCACAUCACAAUUCCCGCCAGCAAGCAACUUCCCCUUUUUCCCACAGCAAGGACAAAACCCGCAAAAUCCUCCACAAAACGUACAAGAUGUAGAGUCAUCCAGCCCGCAGACGCCGGAAAGUUCUGGCUCUCCGUCCUUACCUCAAUUCCCGCAGACUCCUCAGUUUCCUCAGUUUCCUCAAUUUCCUCAAUUUCCUCAGGGUUCAGGGACGCCCUCAUUUCCCCAAUUACCACAGUUUCCGUCCGUACCUGGUUUUCCUCAACUUCCACAAUUCCCAUCAAAUCCAUCAAGUCCUCAGCAACCCGCCCCCUCUCCCCCCUCGACUUUCCCUUCAGGUAACAAUGACGACAAAGGACUGAACGAUGAAGACACAGUAUCUAUAGAGUCGAUCUAAAAAUGUUAAUCCUAUGUAUUCUUAAAUAAUAUACUUUGUAGUAAAAUUGAAGAUUAUUUUUAUUUUUGGAAUAAUUUAAGUAUCUACUGUUAGCAUAGUACUUACUAAGUGUUUAAAUAAAUAUUAUAAAAGUAUUCUCAUGUAUUAUAAUUCUAUUCAUACACAUUAGCAUUAAAUUAAAAUACUUUAUUACAAAAAUU
Hyposmocoma kahamanoa is the source of this 1119-nucleotide messenger RNA. Its product is annotated as proline-rich protein 36-like. The transcript is spliced from 3 exons. The record is from RefSeq and is a predicted model, not a curated record. The coding region runs from base 20 to 919 and encodes 299 amino acids. NCBI's taxonomy places the organism in Eukaryota, Metazoa, Arthropoda, Insecta, Lepidoptera, Cosmopterigidae.